GUAGUACGAAAUUCAGAAAAUACGUAUAUUAAUAUAAAUAGAUAUAUUUAUUUAUAUUUAUACAUAGCGUGAGAGCUAAAAUGACCAGUUAUGAGGUGCAGCCAAUAGUGAAAGGGACAAGAAAAGAUCCGUCUCUUCGCAAGUACAACAAGGCGGCGGGAAAAGGCCCGUUUGGUGUGUUUCCACCCGGAUACAUGACUAAGAAGCCUACCAAAACCUUGCCUGACGAGCCCUGUGCUGCAGAACAGCCUCCAAAGGUAUCAGCGGUGAGGUUCGUUUAUCAAGGAGUGAAACGUGGCUUUGGUGGUGCAUGUACUUCCCUCCGCAAGGGAAGACCACACAAUACCCCAGAUGAGGCUUUUUCCGUGAAUGGAUCUGGCAAAAGCAAGCCACCAAAGGCGGGUGCAUUUAAGAGGCGCUGUAUCCCACACACUGAAUUCCGUCGUUACUAUGAUCGUGGCGAUCUCCCUGUUUCUAUUGCACAUGGAAGCCGCCCUGCGGUGGAUUGGAAGGUGGAGGUGGAGAAAUUGGAUUACCACCACUAUUUGCCUAUUUUCUUCGACGGCAUUCGUGAAACCGAGGAGCCCUACAUGUUUCUUGCACGCCAAGGUUGCAUGGACCUCCUCGAACGCGGUGGGCCAAAAAUACUUCCAACAAUCCCACAGUUGAUCAUUCCCAUAAAGACUGCUCUCAACACUCGACACCCAGAUAUUAUUUCAGCUACACUGCGUAUUCUCCAGCAGCUUGUGGUUAGUGGUGAUCUUAUUGGUGAAGCUCUUGUGCCAUACUAUCGCCAGAUUCUUCCAAUGUUUAACUUGUUUAAAAAUUUUCACAAGACACGCGCCAAUGGGGACGUCAUUGAUUUUGGACAAAGAAAGCGGGAUGACAUUGGUGAUCUCAUCAACGAAACGCUUCAGAUGCUUGAAAUUCACGGAGGUGAGGACGCAUAUAUCAAUAUUAAGUAUAUGGUUCCUACCUACGAAAGCUGCAUCUUCAAUAAUUAGAUAUUUCAAGGAUUUUGAGGGUUUCAUCUUGUUUAUAGAAGGUUUGCACAGCGACACAUUAUUUAUGUAUUUCAGAAAGUUGCAAUGCAAUUAUGUAAUCUCAUAAAUUGAAGUUAUCCUUUGUCCUUAAA
Molecule: messenger RNA, 1135 nt
Organism: Phytomonas sp. EM1
Lineage: Eukaryota; Euglenozoa; Kinetoplastea; Trypanosomatida; Trypanosomatidae
Source: the annotation of a GenBank genome assembly